AAGGGACCUCAGCCCCAGGAGCUGGUUCCUAUGCUUCAGUCACUGGCUUUCACGGCAUCUCCUCCACCAGGCGGCAGCCGCUCGUCUGGGCCAGUCCCUUCCCCGCCCCUUGAUAGCAGGACUUUGUUUUACUUUCACAAUCGCGGUCAGAAAAAGGUGAGGUUCCUUCUCGCAGAGGCGCUGCCCCACGUGUUGGUUGAACCUUGAGGGGCCAUGGCGGAUGAGAAGCUGAAGGAAAUCCGCUCAGAGUUUGUGGCCUGUGCUAACAAGUCUCUCAUCAGCCAGCUCCUAGAUAGGCUUCUCCAGAAAGGAGUCCUGAACGAGGAGGAGGCGGAUGAGGUGAAGGUCGAAAAGAAGAAGCAGGACCAGGCAAGGAUCUUGAUUGACCACGUGAGGUGGAAGGGGCACAAAGCAAGCAAAAACUUCAUCGAGGCCCUCUGGUGCCAAGACAGCUUCUUGGCUGAAAAACUGUUUCAAGUCCCUCCGCCAGGGCAACAGGCUCAUUUGCCACACCAGGAAGUUGGCCCAAGGGCUGCCGCCUCAGCAAAAGCAGCCCAGCUGCAGGAGACCAGCGAUGAGCUCAAGCUUUGCUCCCUGGACCUCUUUCAGAAAAUACAAGCUGAGGAAAAGGAUGAGAUCUACCCGAUCAAGGACAAAGAGACACGCACCCGACUGGCCUUGGUCAUCUGCAACAUUGAUUUUGAGCACUGUAGCAAAAGGGAAGGAGCUGAGGUGGAUCUGGCCCAGAUGAAGCUUCUCCUGGAAGGACUGGGAUACAGAGUGGAAACCGAGACCAACUUAUGCUCACAAGACAUGGCCACGUGCUUAAAGAGCUUCGCAGCCCAGGAGGAACACAAGACCUCCGACAGCACCUUUGUGGUGCUCAUGUCUCACGGCCUCCGGGAAGGCCUGUGUGGGGUGAAGAAUGAGGACUCAUGUCCAGAUAUCCUCUCCGUGGACACUGUCUUCUCCACCUUCAACAACAAGAACUGCCCGGCUCUGAGGGGGAAGCCCAAGGUCAUCAUCAUCCAGGCCUGCCGUGGCGUGAAUAAUGGAUUUGCAUUUGUGAGCGACUCAGCAACACCUUCAGCCGCCCCCCUCAGCCCUGUCCAAUGGCAGGAAGAAGACUUUGAGAGCGAUGCCAUUCACAAAGUACACGUGGAAAGCGACUUCAUCUGCUUCUAUUCCACAACCCCAGAUAACGUAUCCUGGAGAAGCCCCCAAAAUGGAUCUCUCUUCAUCAUACGGCUGAUCAAAUAUAUCAAGGAAUGUGCCUGGAACUACAACCUGGAAGAGAUCUUCAGAAAGGUCAUGCAGUCCUUUGAAAAAAACCCAUGCCAGAUGCCCUCCAAGGACCGAACCACCCUGACCAAAAAGCUCUACCUUUUCCCGGGGCACUAAAACUUGAGCGAAGGGGUAGCAUUCUGAACUGAGUCCCUCCCGGCUGCUGUGGACAAUCAUAUACAGUGGAACCUCGGUUUUCGAACGUAAUCCGUUCCGGAAAUCCGUUUGACUUCUGAAAUGUUCAAAAACCAAGGAUCAAAGGGCUGUCAGCAAGUUCAGUGGGGAAAAUUGAAAAAUGCGUCUCAGAAGCUGUUUGACUUCUGAGGAGCGUUUGAAAAUGGAAGUGUUAGAGGUAUCGGGUGGUUGCUCGAGAGCAAUCAGGCAAUAUGCCUCAACAGUCUGUUCUAAAGCUUUCUUAUUUGUAGUAAAAACCUUUAGAAUG
Molecule: messenger RNA, 1726 nt
Organism: Podarcis muralis (Common wall lizard)
Lineage: Eukaryota; Metazoa; Chordata; Lepidosauria; Squamata; Lacertidae
Product: caspase-1-like
Biological process (GO): proteolysis; regulation of inflammatory response; regulation of apoptotic process
Cellular component (GO): IPAF inflammasome complex; AIM2 inflammasome complex; NLRP3 inflammasome complex
Molecular function (GO): cysteine-type endopeptidase activity
Source: RefSeq, a predicted model, not a curated record